Molecule: messenger RNA, 1928 nt
Organism: Aspergillus novofumigatus IBT 16806
Lineage: Eukaryota; Fungi; Ascomycota; Eurotiomycetes; Eurotiales; Aspergillaceae
Product: splicing factor ESS-2 family protein
Exons: 1
Coding region: 212-1603 (463 amino acids)
Cellular component (GO): catalytic step 2 spliceosome
Source: RefSeq, a predicted model, not a curated record
CCCGCUCAACCUUCCACUUUUCCUCGAAAGAAAGGCAGAAAGAAACCCAGGAAGAAAGGAAGAGGGGAAGGAAGGCAGGAAGGACGCACAAGGAAAUCAUGCGGUCACUGACUAUCAGCAUGCAACUCUCAUUUGGUCAACCACUCAUCUGAACAGGCUCUUUUUCUUGACUUUCCGUCCUCGCAACCCCCACCCUUCGAAGUCGUUCAACAUGGCCACCACUCCAUCGCAAGCGUUGACCAAACGUCAAAGCGAACAAAGCCUUAUGCCCCCUCCUCCUCCACCGAAGCGCAUCAAACGGCCAGCCACGGUUCUGGACGAAGAUGUCUACACAAAUGCCUUAUCGGAGAUUAUUGCUCGUGACUACUUUCCCGGACUGCUGGAGGAACAAGUGAAGCAGGAGUACCUAGACGCGCUGGAAUCGAAGGACAAAGCAUGGAUUACGAGUUCGAAAAAGAAACUCACAGAUUUGUUAAAGACUCCCGGCAGAGCUCGCACCGUUCCGCGCCUCCAUGGUACAGAACGGCCGCAUGACACCCCGACCGGCUGGCGAGGAGAUACGCCGAGGUCGGUGAUCUCAACGACCACGACUGCAAUGUCUGAGUCCGCUCUAAAAGAUAUCCCAGACGUGUCCAAUCUGGGGCUCAUGGCAUUCCAGGCCAAAUACACCAGCGAAGACAACGAGUCGUUCAAUAAACUGCUGGACAAACAGAAUGCCAAGCGCCAGGAGAAGUACGCCUGGCUCUGGAGUGGAAACAAGAUUCCUACGGCUCGGCAGAUUGCCCACCGACAACGGGAAGCGAAACGCAUCGCAGCACAGGAGGCCAGUACUGAGCGACAGCUAGCGAUCAAGACGGAUUUGGACUCCCGGCCCGCAAAGCCGGAUACUUGGAAGUCCAGACCGGAGAACUCGCUCAUGUUUAUGCCGUCUUCGAUAGAGGAUACACACGAGACCCUCUCACAAAAAGCUGAAGCGCUUUCGCGCGCGUGGCCUAAGCGAGUGGUGCACGAGAAUACCAGGCUACCGGAGCCAAGUGUGCAUGAGGGCAACGGCGUCCCUCCCUCGCCAUCGAUAUCCGCCAUCAAAGAUGCCAUUGCUGGCCAGCCCCGACUCACCGAAUCCGAAGCGGGAUAUGGCGGGGGAGAGACGCCACGGGUUAACGGAUAUGCUUUUGUCGACGAGGACGAGCCCGAACCGGACUACGACCAUGCUGCCGCGGAAACCUCAGAGCUGGCAUCCUUGUCAGGUGACGAUCUUCGCCUGCUCGGGGCGAGCGACUCUACCCCCAACCCGUUCUCGAUCAGGGAGAACCGCAAACGCGAAGAACUGCACCACCGCAUGGUCGACCGGGUAGCAAGAACGAAACGCGCUGAGAAGGCGGCGCGCGAGGGUAGAACGCCUGUAACGCCGCGUUUCGCGAGCAGCCCUCGGUUGGAUUUUGGGCUACGUACCCCUGCGGCUGCUGCGUCCAGCGGACAGGGCAAGGCUCUGACCCCUGCGGCGCAGAAGCUACUGCAACAGGUUGGAAGCACACCUCGACCGACAGCAAGCUCCUCGAGUCUGAGGAAUUUGUGGACCCCGACUCCGAGGAAAGCUAAAUGAUUGUUGACCUUUUCCUACGAGCCUACAAGAUCUGUUUUUCUCUUCCCUUGGGCCAUUACAUUAUGAUUGAUAGAUUUCUCCUCCGAUAAUUGGGAUGUUUGGCGUUGCUGGUGGGUUGCAUUGGGAGGCGGGUAUUCAGUUAUUCUAAAUUUCACAGGGCAGAUGCCCUUCUCUUGAUCAUGAUAUAAAAAUUAUCACAAUCUCCGAAAGGUUGCUAUGCACUCGUGCGGACGGGCCAUGUCCCGUUGCAAACAUGUCACAGCUUGUACCACCUUCUUGGUAGCUAAAGUCCAUGGGAUUAUGUAGAAAAUGCAAUUCAACUAGC